GCACAGGUGGGUGGCACUGGUGGGCACAGGUGGGGUGGGCACAGGUGGGUGGCACUGCUGGGCACAGGUAGGUGGCACUUCUGGGCACAGGUAGGUGGCACUGCAGAGUGGCACAGGUGGGUUGCACUGAUUGGGAACAGGUGGGUGCACUGCUGGGCACAGGUGGGCGGAACUUGCGGGCGGCACUGCUGGGCACCGAUCAUCAGGGCACUGAUCAUCAGUGCCCUGAUGAUCGGUGCCGAUCCCCGACACUCUGACAACUGCCGGUUCUCGGCAUGUACUUUCCUCACGAUCUGACAGCGUGAGGAAAGUGCAGCCGAAAAAGAACCGGCACUUGCAU
Molecule: messenger RNA, 340 nt
Organism: Staurois parvus
Lineage: Eukaryota; Metazoa; Chordata; Amphibia; Anura; Ranidae
Source: the annotation of a GenBank genome assembly